This is a messenger RNA of Rotaria sp. Silwood2, 2305 nucleotides long. The record is from the annotation of a GenBank genome assembly. Lineage: Eukaryota; Metazoa; Rotifera; Eurotatoria; Philodinida; Philodinidae.
AUGUUAUUGACGGCAUUAGCCAAAGAUUAUGAAUUUGAUGAAAUUUAUUUCAAACCGCCCUAUUCGCAAGAACAAAACUCAUCACAAUUAUCAUACGAAAACUUAUAUACAUCCGAACCAAGUGCCACAAACAAUCAUUUAACCAUUAGAUACAUUUGGUUACUUGGAGAAUCGAUCGAUAACUCGACAUUUACAAUCAAUUACGUAUUCGUGAAUAUAACAUCCGAACCUUUAAUUGAAACACUACUUGUUGAUAAUACCCAAGAUCUUGCUGUUUUAAAUGAUGAUGAUCACAAAAAACAGCUGAAUAUUAUACGCACAUCAACAUUAACUAGUAAGGGUAAGUUUUCGAACGAACGUCUACGAGUAUUAGUCGCACCAUGGCACCACAAGACAACAAAAACCAUAUUAAAUAUGUUACGUUUCCAUGCAGCAAGCUUAUUGGUUCCACAGCGAUUUAGCAUGUUGUCCUAUUUUAAUACGGAAGGAAUCCUACCAAGGAGAAAUCGUAGAAGCUCUGCAAAGACUUCUGACGAGACUUCAAACUCAGACAAAAGUUUAUCUCGCUCACUUUCAGAUGUCCUAGGUGUGGCUAAGCAGGUUCUCGACAUGCUGAAGUCAAGCUCAUCGCACACCAUUAAAAAAGUGACUCAAUAUGGUUUCGAUUAUUUUCGUCAAAGAUCAACGGUUUUGAAGGUACUCGACAUACCAAAUCGUCUCCUACGUAAAUUUGUCAAAGCAGUUGUUUUGGAUUACAAUUUAUCAAACCGACAUCUUUUACAGUUCGCCCUCAAACAUUCGUCUAAUAGUGUUUGGCAACCAAUUACGUUUCUUCACGACCCGAAUAGCAAUGGACAAUAUACUUUCCAGCUAUUCUUGAAAAGUAGUAACAGUAUCAAAAAAACAACUUCUUUUGUCAUUGUAGAUAUUGAUGCUAAUUGGAAAUUGGCUCCCGAUCUUGAGGUGAUUACUGAAAAGUUCAGCAUAUUAGGAGGUCUGUGGUCCAGCACGUAUGAAUCAAUACAAAAAAUACCGCAUGCGAUAACUCUUGAAGAAGCUACCCAAUUACAACAAUUUUUUUUGGUGGUCGCUCUUGGAAAGUUAGCGGAUUCUUUAGGUAUCGAUAAUCGAAUUUCAUAAUUAAAACAGUAAUCCAAUAACACUAUUGUUGCUGAGAACCUUUCUGCAUAACUAUUACUCCGGAUCAAUCUUUUCGCUUUUUUUCAAAAUAUUUGAUUGAAUAAAACUAUAAUAAUCGCUAUUUCUCGCAAGUCUUAUGCACAAAUAUUCGUCAAGAACAUAUUUUAUCUCGCAUUGAAUAUUGUGGCACCUAAAUGAUCGUAUAUUGAGAGUGACGAUGAAGCAAAAAAGUUUGACAGUGUAAGAAUCUAUGAAAAAAACUCGAAGCCGAGUCCUUGAAUUUUUGUCGCCUUUGAAUCAAAGAUACAGAUGUCCAGGUGAUUAAAUUCGAUAGUUGAAUCCUAUCGGAUUCAAUACAGAACUGAUUGGCGCCCUCUUGGAACUCUCCCGAAAUCCACGAUCAGGUAUCCAGAUCUAAGAGGGUGUGGAUGUGGAUGUGAGUUUUCUUUUCACAAGCACCCACAUCCACACGUCCACACUCAAGGCGACGUCGUACUGCCACAGCCACAGCUGCCGCCACGACCACCGCCAUCGCUGUAACGAAUUAUUUUAAUAUACAUGGAUGUUAUAAUGAUGGACAGUUAAUUUGUUACUGCUGCAGCCUUUAUUUUAUUUGUGAUCACAAAGAGAAACUGGAAGGGUAGCGUUACCGCUAUCCUCGGUGUACAUGAUGUUAACGUUCUACACUUUUCCAGUUCUACAAUCGUUCCAGUUCUACUGUACAACACAAAGCACACGCUUUAUAUACGCGCACACAAGAGAGAGAUGAGAACAGAAAAAGAUAUGAUAGGCAUAUCCGCAUUGCACUGAUUAUGUUUAAAGACGUCAUCAUGUUGCGCAAAGAUAUAUGGAUAACCUUUAGAAGAAGACCAGAUAGAUUGACGAUAGUCGUAGGUUAUACAACAGUCAUUGAGAAUGAAAUAUUGCAUAACACUCAUUAAAAGUAUUCCUCCUUUCUGUACGACAGACCCAGAGGAUAAUCAAAAGAAAAAUGGAAAUGUAGAUAUGUGAACAAUAACGGAUGUCCAUGCAUUAUUGGCACAAUCGCCACAGUGACAGCUACACUCUCACCCUCACCCAAACCCACACCCACACCCACACACCCACACCCACACACCCAUACCCACUCCCAUACCCACACCCACACCCACACCCACACCCACCC